Molecule: messenger RNA, 1695 nt
Organism: Clonostachys rhizophaga
Lineage: Eukaryota; Fungi; Ascomycota; Sordariomycetes; Hypocreales; Bionectriaceae
Source: the annotation of a GenBank genome assembly
AUGCGUCCCCCUGAAGACUUUGAGCUGGAGGCACUCAUCGACAAUGAAGAGGCCGAUGAUCUCCUCUCAGCACCAGAUGCUCCACUGUCUAUGCCUGCAUCGCCAGACUUCGGCGCUCAUCACCACCACCACCAGCCCAAAUGGCUCACCCAGUCCCGCCAUCGGUCCUGGAUCCGAUCCAUUCCUCCCAGAAUCAUCGCAAGAGUCUGGCCUCUCCUCCGGCCUCGCCUAACAUGGCGCUACGUCCUCUCCUCUCUCGUCACCCUCUACAUCCUCUUCUGCUUCAUCACUCGCCAGCCGCUCCUCGCCUCCAACCUGCCGGGCUACACAGGGACGUAUGGGGUAGGCGCCGUCGAUGUUGAGGUGCCCCUCCCCGGAGGCACCAAGCGCAUCUCGGAAGCCGCCUUCAAGAGUUCCGGAGAUGCCGCCUUCGAGGUUGAGACCGUCCUCGUCUCCAUCUACUACCCAACCAGCCGCGAGUAUCGCUCCCCCAAGCCGCGGUACUACUGGAUCCCCAAGCCCGUCAGCCUGACUGCGGCAGGAUAUGCCAAGCUCGCCCAUGUAGACAACUUCAUCAUGCGCCCAAUUUUCACUUUCUUCCUCUGGGCUGUGGGCGGAGGCAUCACCAUCCCCGCCGAGGUAGACGCACCACUGCUCAGCGCAGACGAGAUCAUCGUGCCCACCACCUCCUCUCUCAAACAUCGCGAUGACGCUCCUCACAACACAACCUUCCCCAUCACCGUCUUCUCCCACGGCAUGGCCAGCUCCCGCACCGACUACACCAACUUCCUCGGCGAGCUCGCCAGCCGCGGCCACAUCAUCGCCGCAGUUGAGCACCGAGACGGCUCCUGUCCCGGCUCCCUCGUCAAGCUCGACCCCAAGGACCCAGGCCGCCGCGUCCUCCCCCUCCGCCAGUCCGACCUCAGCGAGCCCAUGGAAACUCCGGACCUCAAAAGCACCCAGCUCGCCUUCCGCGACGCCGAGAUCCUCGGCGCCGUCCACCUCCUCCGCAGCAUCAACGCCGGCGACCCCAUCCCCAACUCCCGCGCCGCCCUCACCACCCUCCCCUCCUGGGCCGGCCGCCUCAACCUCGACCUCCUCACCAUCGCCGGCCACUCCUACGGCGCUACCGGGGCCCUCCAAGCCCUCACCACCGUCGCCGGCCCCAACUCCUCCUCCUCGGGCGACGAAGACACCCUCCCAGCCUCCGCGGGCAUCAUCCUCGACCCGGGCAAGGGCUCCGGCCCCCUCAACCACAACACCACCCAGCCCCUCCUCGUCAUCCACUCCAACUCCUGGUCCCGCCCCUCGAGCAUCCUCUUCCACGGCCGCCCCCACUUCGACACCGUCCGCGACCUCGUCGCCUCCAGCCCUUCCCCUUCCUGGUUCCUCACUGCCAUCGGCACCUCCCACCCCAGCGUCACCGACGCGCCCCUCCUCGAGCCCCUUCUACUCAGCUGGACCACGGGAGCCGGCCUCGACGUCAGGGGCGCCCUGGCAGAGUACGUCGCCGCCGCCGCCGACUUCCUCGCCUUCGUCCCCACGGGUUCCGUCAGGGAGGGCUCCGUCCUCGCCCAGGCCGCCUCGCAUCGCGAGUACGAGAAAUGGGUGAGCAAGGAGAGGGAGGAGGAGUUUCCCAAGGCCAUGGCCAAGCUGUGGGAAGUCCACGUCAGUCCGGAGACGAAGCAAGGAUAG